CACCACACACCCUUUCUCAUAAAUCAUCAAUCAAACCCAUCGAUCGUCUCUUUCAGAUCAAUUCGGAAUUACGAUCGCCGGAAAAAUAAAAUUAAAUCGAAAGCCCAGUUGGAGAGAAAUGCAUGAUUUUUGCUUCACUAUCCCGUACGGGAUGAUUCUCAUCGGCGGAGGAUUUAUCGGGUUUAUGAAGAAAGGAAGUAUUACGUCAUUCGCCGGCGGUGCAGGCACUGGGUUAUUACUCAUUCUCGCUGGUUAUAUCAGUCUCAAAGCUUUUGAGAAGAAGAAGAAUUCGUAUAUCGCUAUGGUUCUCCAGACAGUUAUAGCAGCUGCUCUCACACUAGUCAUGGGACAACGUUACUUGCUGACUGGAAAGGUUAUGCCGCCUGGUUUGGUUGCUGGGAUCAGUGCUCUCAUGACCUGUUUCUACGUGUACAAGAUUGCGACUGGUGGCAAUAAAUUCCCAUCAAAAGCUGAAUGAUGGUUAUGCAACUCUGGUUUUUUCGUGGAUGCAGAUGAUACUCGCUGUUGUUAAAUUUGUCGAUUAGAAAUCUCUAUGGUGUUGACAAUGCUGCUGUUAUAACACCUUAAUAGCUUGUAUUAGUCAUAAGAAUUGCACAUGGUCUUAUGUGUUUCUGAUAUGAGUUUCUUGUCAUCGUGUUUUUGUUAACCACAAACUGUGUUGACUGUUGAGCCAUAUUAUAUAUGAAGAUAUCUGACGUUUUGAUA
Molecule: messenger RNA, 726 nt
Organism: Capsella rubella
Lineage: Eukaryota; Viridiplantae; Streptophyta; Magnoliopsida; Brassicales; Brassicaceae
Product: protein FATTY ACID EXPORT 6
Exons: 3
Coding region: 119-478 (119 amino acids)
Cellular component (GO): membrane
Source: RefSeq, a predicted model, not a curated record